Messenger RNA from Cladophialophora immunda, 834 nucleotides. RefSeq lists its product as uncharacterized. The transcript is spliced from 5 exons. Gene Ontology annotation, cellular component: plasma membrane. The record is from RefSeq and is a predicted model, not a curated record. NCBI's taxonomy places the organism in Eukaryota, Fungi, Ascomycota, Eurotiomycetes, Chaetothyriales, Herpotrichiellaceae. Bases 1 to 834 code for a protein of 277 amino acids. Gene Ontology annotation, molecular function: acetate transmembrane transporter activity.
AUGUCGACCAAGGGACACGACGACAUUGCCGCCGUCCACGGCGAGAACAUCCUUCAACGCACUGAGACCGCAGACAGCGUCAUGAUGCCCGUGCCACGCGACGUCUUUGAGAAACUCUACCUGAAUCCGAAGCCCCCUGGAUCCGGUCGGCUGUACCGCACCUUUGCGAACCCAACGCCCGUGGCGCUCAUGGGGUUCCUGCUCUCCGCGUUCCCAACCGGGUGCAUCUUGCUGGGAUGGAGAGGCUCCGGGGGAAACGGCGCAGCCAUUUUGCCGGUCUACAUCUUUUACGGCGGCAUUGUCCAAAUGGUGGCGGCGGUGGGCGAAUGGAUCAUUGGCAACACAUUUUCCUGCACCAUCUUCUUCACCUAUAGUACCUUCUGGCUCGUCCACGGUUGUUCCAUGAUUCCAUGGUUCGGUGUUGGAGUCAAUUACUCUCCGACAGGGGACAAUCUCGAUGGUCAAGCGACGCCCGAGUUUUUCGCCACUACAGGGUUUUUCUUUGUCUUUCUGGGAUUGGUGUCCUUGGUCUACCUGGUCGGCGCGCUGCGGACGAAUCUUUGCCUUGUCUUUGGACUCGUCACCUUGAUUCUCGACGUCGGUUUCUUCACCGGGAUAUACUUCAACUUCGCUCUCGGAGAUCUCAGUGCGGCGGCGCGUUGCCAGAAGGCUGCUGGCGUCCUCACCUUUAUAAUCUGCUUCCCUCUGGGAUGGUUGUUCAUGGCCGAGAUUCUCGAAGCCGUCGAUUUCCCUCUUGUGGUUCCCGUGGGCGAUCUGAGUCGGAGGUUCCGUGGCCGCAAUCAGAGGCACCGCAAUCAUGCUGGUGAACCGUAG